GAGCAGGAUUUCGGGAGUAAAUCCGUGCACCUGGAGUGGAAUUUAUGCAGGGCAAAUCAGAACGACCUGGGAAAUAGGACGGUCUCAGAAGUCGGAGCAAGGCAGAGUGAUUUUUGUCAGUGUAAUGCUGAGGUCUGAGAUGCUGUCUCCAGCCCAUUCCCAAAGGCUCCCAGCAGGAGAGGUCCUGAACAGCGGGAACAAUCUCGUUCCACUCCAAGAAUGACUCUGGCAAUAGCUGCCGUGGUUAAAAGACCACCUCACCUGAUGGCCGGAUCCCUGUAACAAUACACAACUGUUUUAGCUGAACAAUAAGUAAUUUAUUCAAAGCGUUCACACUGGGGGAAGGGAGGGGGAACCGAAACAAAAGGAACAACUCAGCUUUAAAUAAAUUCCCUUUUGAAUUAGAAGGCAAACAGAGGCAUUGCUCAUUCAGCCAGUGGCAAUACUUUGAAUACGGUUGUACGGAGGGCUGAAUUUCCAUGCUUUGAUCUCGGAAGAGAGAAAUCGAGCCGUUAAUCUCUGCUUUGCAGGCUUUGCGCUGGGAAAUCUUAGAAUCCUUCUACAGAUCGGCCGCCUGGCGCCGCUGCUGACCGCGGAAGCUCCGCGCAGCUCCCAUUCCGCCUCCCCUGCGAUUCGGGCGGGCGGGGCUGCACCAUCUCGGGCUGCUCCGUUCGGGGGUCGGCAGCUGUAUCGGCAGCUCCGUCCGGCUCACAGGAGAGGAGAUCGGGUCGCUGGAAGGGAAUGAAGCUGAGGAAGAGCGAGGAACCCCUCCCGGGGAGGGCGGUGGCUCUGAUCAUUGUCCUCUGCGUCUCGGAGAUGAGAGCAGAAAGCGCUCGGUACUCUGUGCCCGAAGAGGCGGAGAGAGGCUCUUUCGUGGCGAAUAUCGCUAAGGAUUUGGGACUAACCGGUGAGGAAUUAUUGGCUCGUCAGGCUCGACUCGUUCCUGAAGGAGAAAAGCAGUAUUUACAACUGAACCAGCACACCGGGGAUUUGGUGGUGAGAGAGCAGAUGGACCGGGAAGAGCUGUGUGGACAGAGCGAACCCUGCUUGGUGCGUUUUGAGGUGCUGCUGGAGAACCCUCUGCAGUCCUUCCGAGCUGAGGUAAGACUCACCGACAUAAAUGAUCAUGCUCCUUUGUUCUUAAAUAAAGAGAUUGUUUUAAAGAUCCCUGAAUCUGCACUGCCGGGGACUCGGUUUUUGCUGGAAAGCGCUCACGAUCCAGACGUGGGGAACAACAGUCUUCAGCAUUAUAGUAUCAGUUCGAACGAAUAUUUCCUUGUGUACACCCGGCGGCGGAGUGAUGGCAGGAGGUACGCCGAGCUGGUGUUGGAUCGAGCCCUGGAUCGGGAGCAGCAGGCAGAAGUUGCUUUCAGCAUCACGGCUGUGGAUGGUGGGACUCCACCGCGUUCUGGCACAGCUUUAAUCCGCGUGAUAGUCCUGGAUGUAAAUGAUAACAUCCCGGUAUUUUCCCAGACUCUGUAUAAAGUGUCUGUAAUGGAAAAUAGCUCACAGGAUGCCAUCGUGGUGGUAGUGUCUGCUAGUGAUUUGGACUCAGGCACAAAUGGAGAAAUUGUCUAUUCCAUAGUUCAAAAUUCAGAGGAAAAUUUAGAGACAUUUAAAAUAAACCCAGAGACAGGUCAGAUUCGACUCAAAAAGCUUUUGGAUUACGAAGAAACAAAAACCUACGAGAUAGAUGUUCAGGCCUUAGAUGGAGGGGGCCUGUCCACGCAUUGCAAGGUGGAGGUGCAGGUGAAGGACGUGAACGACAAUGCCCCCGAGGUGAUCAUCACCUCGCUCACCAGCACCCUCUCUGAAGCCGCUCCGCCGAACACCGUGGUCGCCCUCUUCAACGUGCGGGACCGGGACUCGGGGGACAAUGGCAGGACAGCCUGCGAGCUGACAGGAGAGCAACCCUUCAGGAUCACGCUGCUGGCAGCUGACGCGUACGCGCUGGUGACAUCAGAGACGCUGGACCGGGAGCAAGUGGAGGAGUACAACGUGACGGUGCGAGCUCGAGAUGAGGGCUCCCCCGCCCUCUCAGCAUCCAAGACCCUGCUCGUACGGCUCCUGGAUGUGAACGACAAUGCGCCCACCUUCACCCAGGCUAUUUACACCAUGGUGAUCAGCGAAAAUGAGCCCGCGGGGAGGAGCCUGGGCUGCCUCAGUGCCACAGACCCUGAUGCGGGAGAAAACUCCCGCGUGAGAUACGCGCUAGUGAGGCCACUGACAGUGACUAGUGAUGCCCUCGCCGCGGCAUCAUUCGUGUCAGUGGACGCGGAGAGUGGAACCGUCCGGAGUUUGCGCCCGCUGGACUAUGAGAAGGUCCCUUCCUUCGAGGUGACAGUGAGCGCAGCCGAUGGUGGCUCCCCGCCGCUCAGCGCCCAGGCCGUGCUUCGCGUGGUCGUGCGGGACGAGAACGACAACGCACCCGUCCUGCUGCACCCGGCCCCCGACAGCAGCGCGGCCGGAGAGCUGGUGCCGCGCUGGGCACCCUCCGGCUACUUGGUGGCCAAGGUGGUGGCGGUGGACGCGGACGCGGGGCAGAACGCGUGGCUGUCGUACGAGCUGGCCAAGGCGACGGAGCCGGGGCUGUUCCGCGUGGGGCUGCACAGCGGCGAGGUGCGCACGGCGCGGGCCGUGUCCGAGCGGGACGCAGCCCGGCAGAGGCUGAUCGUGCUGGUGCGGGACCGCGGGCGGCCGGCGCGCUCUGCCACCGCCACCCUCGCCGUGGCACUGGUGGACAAUCUCUCUGAUGCCUUUCACCAGCUUGGCCAUGAUCCUGCCAGCGGACAGCAGCCACAGACGGCAGAGGAGGAAAUGCUCACCACUUACCUCGUAGCCUCCCUGUGCUGCGUCUCGUCCCUUUUCCUUUUGUCUGUCCUCGUCUUGACAGCGAAUACACUCUGCAAAGCUCGUGUCCGCGCAGAACUUCCUCCUCCUUCUCCCAGCUGUUACGUGGACGGAGACCUUGCCAGCGAUGGGGUGACCGUGGGCAGCACGGGAACUCUGUCACUGCCUUACCGCUACGAAAUGUGUCUGACCAGUGGCUCGGGGAGGAGCGAAUUCCAGUUCCUGAGGCCCAUCCUGCCCAGCCCUCCUAUCAAUGCUGAGGCUGGGCAGGACAAGGACAAGGAGCUGCUACACCACUCGCAGCCUGCCUGCGACAGGGAAGACCAAGCGGGGGGAACAGCCGCUCCUACCUAUUAGCAGCAGGACUGGAAAGUAAGUGUGCAUGUCCAUGCCUGAGCCGUGCUGGGAUGCACCUUAUCCGUCCCCAGUCUGAGAUUUCCCAGUAAAUUGCACAGCCGUUCAUUCUGUUAUAGGUGUACUCUCCCAGUGUAGGCUCCAGGCCGGUUUCUCCUGCUAGAGAAGGUGCCGCUGUCCCUCUAACUUCAGCCUCUGCCUCACGCUGCCCUGAAAAUGAAAAUGCGUUGUGCCGCUCUUGCUUCCGCUUGCCUUGAAGGACGCGGAAUUCGCCUGUACCUAAAAGAGAGCGCACCAGACCUCGGGUUCAGGCCAGCGAUAGGUGAGGACGGACACGGAGAAGCUGCCGGCGAUGCUCCUGCGCCAGGACUCCUCCAAGACUAACGCCGAAAUCCGUAUCACUUUUCUCCCUAGAUGAUGUGAUCGCAUUCUGCCACAGGAGCCCCCCGCGUGUGCGCUCCGGUCCGGGGCGAGCGGCAGCGCGGGCUGCGGGCGGCGGCGGGCGCAGU
Parus major (Great Tit) is the source of this 3713-nucleotide messenger RNA. Its product is annotated as protocadherin beta-16-like. Gene Ontology annotation, molecular function: calcium ion binding. Bases 742 to 3207 code for a protein of 821 amino acids. Lineage: Eukaryota; Metazoa; Chordata; Aves; Passeriformes; Paridae. The transcript has a single exon. Gene Ontology annotation, biological process: homophilic cell-cell adhesion. The record is from RefSeq and is a predicted model, not a curated record. Gene Ontology annotation, cellular component: plasma membrane.